Molecule: messenger RNA, 4574 nt
Organism: Bicyclus anynana (squinting bush brown)
Lineage: Eukaryota; Metazoa; Arthropoda; Insecta; Lepidoptera; Nymphalidae
Gene: aux
Product: cyclin-G-associated kinase
Exons: 19
Coding region: 182-3616 (1144 amino acids)
Biological process (GO): regulation of clathrin-dependent endocytosis; protein phosphorylation; positive regulation of Notch signaling pathway
Cellular component (GO): cytoplasm
Molecular function (GO): AP-2 adaptor complex binding; protein serine/threonine kinase activity; ATP binding
Source: RefSeq, a predicted model, not a curated record
UUUUUAAUCUGUCAUUGAAUUUAACCCAGGCAAUCUGUCAUUCUAAAAUUUCAUUUUCUCUUAAUUCGUCUGGCUUUUUAAAAUUUAGAGAUGGAUCCAAGGUUAAAAACUUGUUAACAAUAUGUAUUUUGUGAAAUCUGUGAUUUAAUGAGUAGAUAAGUUAAGAAAAUCGGUGAUCAUCAUGAGUGUUUUCAAGUCGGCUAUGGGGUACUUCAGCUCUGGAGGUGCCAACGGUGGCAGUGAUAAUGAUUUUGUUGGCCAAUUCGUUGAAAUAGGGAACAUGAAACUGAGAGUGAAGAAAGUAAUCGCCGAGGGUGGUUUUGCAUUUGUAUUUGUUGCUCAAGAUGUAUCGUCAGGGGCAGAGUAUGCCUUGAAAAGGCUAAUGGCUGCAGAUGAACAGGCUAAUAAAAAUAUUAUACAAGAAAUUAGUAUAUUAAAGAAACUAUCUGGGCAUCCUAACAUAAUUAAAUAUAUAGCUGCUUCGUUUAUUGACAAAUCAAAGACCAGCCAUGGGAUGGGGGAGUAUUUACUAUUAACAGACCUAUGUAGCGGUGGCAGCUUGAUGGAGGCGUUGCAAAAUAGAGGGCAGGCAUUCCCUCUUCCCACAAUCCUUAGGGUAUUCUACCAAACAUGUAAAGCAGUCCAACAUAUGCACGCGCAAGUGCCUCCUAUAGCACAUCGUGAUCUCAAAUUAGAAAAUUUCUUAAUAUCAAAUGAAGGCACAAUUAAGUUGUGUGAUUUUGGAUCGGCUACAACUGAUGUGUUUGCUCCUAAUCCUUCUUGGAGUGCAAAUCAAAGAAAUAUGUUGGAAGAAAAUUUGGCUCAAUUCACUACACCAAUGUAUAGAGCCCCUGAGAUGCUAGAUACUUGGGACAAUCAUAAAAUAGACCAUGAAGUGGAUAUUUGGGCCUUAGGAUGUAUAUUAUACACAUUGUGCUAUAUGCAACAUCCUUUUGAAGACUCUGCAAAGUUGGCCAUACUGAACGGAAAUUAUAAUCUUAACCCCAAUGAUCAACGCUAUAAAUGUUUCCAUGAAAUUAUAAGUGGUUGCCUGACAGUGAACCCGGAGGUGCGGCUGCCGAUCAGCAGCGUGCUGGAGCGGCUGGCGGCGAUAGCUGAGUCCAACAACAUCAAUCUCAAGCAACCACUCAAAUUUGAGCGUAAAAAAGUUGAACAAUCUGUGGCCACUAGCUCGCCAGCGAACAACGCGGUUCCAAAUAACCAAGAGCCCACAAAUCCUCGGCCGCCAGAGCCGACUCGACCCCCGCCACCCGCUCGGCCCCCCGCCGCACCGCAUUACCACGCCCCUGUACAACAAGCUCCGCCCUCUUCUGGAGGUUUAUUCUCUUCAAUCAAAGAUGGCGCUGGAAGUUUUUUGAAAAAUUUAAAAGAUACCUCGUCUAAAGUAAUGCACACUGUCCAACAGUCCAUAGCCCGUGCUGAUCUAGACAUAAGCUAUAUAACAAGUCGCGUUAUAGUGAUGUCUUAUCCAUCUGAAUUGUUGGAGAGUGCAUAUAAAACUAAUCACAUAGAAGAUGUGAAGAUGUACCUAGAGAGCCACCACCCCGGCGGCAAGUACUGCGUGUACACGGUGCACGACGCGCGCGCUCGCUUCCCGCGCCGCCAGCUGGUCACCGACACGUCGCUGUGGCCCAGCGAGGAGCACCGUGCGCCAUUGCUGGCACCUUACUACGCGUUGCUGCAGCACAUGUACCAGUACUUGGGGAAAGACGACAAGUCCGCACUCGUCAUCGCUUGCCAGGACGGCAAGUCUCGAUCGUGCAUGUUACUGUGCGGUCUGUUGAUGUAUGCGAAGCUGGUGUCAGUGCCGGAAGACGCGCUGCAGAUAUUUGGCGUUAAGAGAGCGCCCAUCAACAUGCCGCCUAGUCAACUACGAUACUUGUACUACCUUAGCAACAUUAUUAGACCGGAGCCAAUACUCCCACACUUUAGGCCUGUGUCAUUAGUUUCUCUCACCGUACAACCUGUACCAUUAUUUACUAAAGCGAGAGACGGGUGCAGACCGUUUCUUGAAGUUUUCAAUGAAGACAGAUUGAUUUCACCCCCCUUAAGAAGCUAUGAAAGUAUGCAUCUAUAUAACAUGGCUGAAGGAAAGGUGACUCUACAGCUGGAUAGCACGGUGGUGGGCGAUGUGACCAUCUUGCUGUACCACGCCAGACAACAGCUGGGCCGCUUGCAGCGCGUGCCCAUGCUCUCGGUCGGCUUCCACACCGGCUUCCUGCGCUACGACCAGCACGCUAUCAAGUUUACCAGAUCAGAAAUCGAUGGUAUAGACGAAACAAGUGCAGUGAACGAUCACUUCUCUUCCAACGUGACUGUAGUGAUAAGUCUCGUGGUACAAAAUGGAGAACGUCGUAAACCGCGUAGUGAUCUCUGGGAGGAAGAUCACUCCUUCCCCAUUCGGACACCGGACGUUUUAUUCUCAACUUCAUUAGAAAGAGACGAGACCAUAGACAACUUUGUGACCGCAGACUAUCCACCAAAGGAGGUAGAGAAGCGACCCCCGCGCCCCGCGCCGCCCGCCCCGCACCGUCCCCCGCCCGCCGACACACACACACACACGGCGGACUUCUUGAACAUAGCCUCGGAGAAACUCUCUCAGCAGAAGCCAGAAGCUAAGAAGGAGAAAUUGAAGAGCGACGAGUCGUUCGACUUCUUCGGCAUGAUGGAGAAACCCGCGGACGAGUCGUUCGGUGACUUCCUCAGCAGCAAAGCGACUGAUAAUUCGCAGCCAUUCUCCGAAUCGUCGAUCUUCGGUGACCUGCCAGCGCCGCCGACCACCACGUCGAGCAAGGUUAACUCUAGCGACCUCAACUUUGACCCGUUCGGCUUGAACGAGCCCUUGCCCAAGCAGGAGCCCUUGCUAGCGCCGCUCAUCAAAGAAGAAUUGCGGCCUCAAACCAUACAAGUGGAGCAAGCCCAGAACAAGCGCGACCCGUUCGCUGACCUGGGUAUGCUGGGUGCAGGGUUGGCCACCACUCCCGCAGCCACGCCAAUGGUGACGCCGAUGGUCACGCCCAUGGUUACGCCCAUGGUGACGCCGAGGGACUCGCCGGCGCACACGCCUGCCCAUCAACCACAUACGCCGGCCAGGUCGCCGGCACACCAACCUGAUUAUAGCCGAACGCACUUCGAAACGGCGAAGACGCCGGCCGGUCAAGAGGAGAAGGGCAAGAAGUCGUCGGACGUGUUCGGGGACCUGCUGGGCAGCCAGGGGUACGAAUUCGCCAAGCGCGAGACGGGCCCCCGGACCAUGAACGCCAUGAGGAAGGAGGAAAUGGUCAGGGAAAUGGACCCGGACAAGUUGAAGAUACAUGAAUGGACGGAGGGCAAGAAGGCGAACAUCCGCGCGCUGCUGUGCUCGCUGCACGGCGUGGUGUGGGAGGAGUGCCGCUGGGCGCGCGUGGACAUGGCGCAGCUGGUGUCGCCCGCCGACGUCAAGCGCAGCUACCGGAAGGCGUGUCUCGCCGUGCAUCCGGACAAGCAAAUGGGCACGCCGAAUGAGAACUUAGCGAAAAUGAUAUUCAUGGAACUGAACAACGCGUGGAGCGACUUCGAGAACGACGCCAAACACCAGAACCUCUUCCAAUCGUAAUCACUCAGUAGCUAACGCGAAUACUUUUUUUUAUACUGAUCGCACAUUAUCAACUGUAGGCGUAGCAUGCAUCCACGACAUAUAUAACGAGAAAACACUAAUAAGUUGUCCCAGUCGCAACUUUUUCGUCAACAGAAGGGAAAGCAACGUUUUCGACACUGCCGCUAUUGGUCGACGUUUUUCUCGUCUUCAUAUAUGUCAUGGUGCACAUCGUAGAUUACGUUGCAAGUAGCCGAAUUCUCAAUUUGAAGAUCAUUAAACAAAUGCUCGUGACAUCAACAACAUUUACCAAUUCUCUUUUUACAAUCGCUUUCGCUUCGAUAAUAAAAAUAUUUGGGAAUUACAUUCGUUAUCGAUAGGUCGACGUAUCGACGUACCAAUUGGAUAUGUCAUUUUGAUACAUUUAUUUAUGUUCGAAGCGUUAGCAAUUAUAGGAAAUCGAAAAUUAUAUAGAAUGUAUAUAACAUGGCUAGUGGCAAUGACAUUACAGUUCGUCUAGCAAUAUGCGCGAACUACGCGACAAGAACUUGGUUACGUAAUUUGUCUGUAAUUAUUAUUAUCUGGGCUAUUAAUAUAGCUUUUCGAGCUAGUGCGGAUCAUAUUAACUUGUUGGCCCCAAAUAUUAUGCCGUAACUAAAGUGUAGCGAACUAGAUAUAUGCGAUAAAUAGCUAAAAUUAGAUGUUUAAAUAUCUUGGUCACUUGUCGGUAGACACCAGCACGCCUGGCAUGCCUCAACGGCAUAUUUAGUGACGAGAGAUAUAUAUUAUCGACCAAUAGCGGCGGAUUAGAAACUUUGCUCUCUCUUUUGUGCCGUUGCAACGAAAGAGAGAGCAAUAUUCUCGAUUGAGCCGCUAUUGGUCGACAUUUGUCUUUCUCUCUUGAAAUAUGUCAAGUGCGCAUCUUGGGCCUUCUGCACGCCUAGUAUGCGUAUGCGUAGUAAAGCCAAGUUCGUUGUGG